UCGACACUCGGACGACUACGCCUGGCCACAAUGCCCUCACACCUCUCCCGUCUUCCCCGCCCAGCGCACACGCAGCCCGCCCACAGUCCACUCAAGCCUGGUCUUCCCCUGGACAAGUCAAAGGCCAAACAUGUCUCUCUUAUCAGCUCUAAGCUAGUAACAGGUCCUCGAACGAGCAGGUGUUCGAACAUUGACCACGCUCAGUCCAUCCGAGACACCACUACUCCGACCCGCAUUCCCUCCCACGCUCGCCUCAGUAACGGAAUAUGUGCACCCGCUACCCCGAUUUUUGCUUCCUGUUCGCUAGCGGGGACUCCCAAGCUUCCAGAGAUUCCCAAAAAGACGCUACUAUCUCAGGAUCCAAACGAUGAUGAUGAGCUGCUGAAAGAGUUGGAGCUUACUUUUGUUGAAGAUGAUGAUGAAGCUGGAGCGGAGCACAUCAUUAAUGGGAGGAAAGGACAUGAUGGCCGCCGUUCGGAAACUCGCGGCAGAAACUAUGAGUCUUUUGUUGCAGCUACAGAACAUAAAAGACACACCCAUCAUCACCAGCUACCCAGGUCCACACUACCCUCAUCCUCACAUCUUCGCAAAUCCCUUGUCGAAUCAAAGAGACAGCUUGAGCUUACCAAGAAGCAACGCAGUGAACUGGACUCAAGGAUCGUAAAGCUGGAAAGAGAACGGAUGGAGAGUGCCUGGGCCGAAGUGGAGAGGAUGGCCAGUGCAGAGCUUGAAGAAGUUUGCAAAGCCAAAGAGCUGUUGCUCCAGUUGAAGAGUGAUAUCGAUUCAGAAGAUUACGACGCAUAUACCUGUUGAAAUACAUUACACUGUACACUAUCUCCAUAUGAUCAUUCCUUGUAAUACCCCUGCGAUAGAUUUAUGACAAC
Cryptococcus deneoformans JEC21 is the source of this 884-nucleotide messenger RNA. RefSeq lists its product as hypothetical. Lineage: Eukaryota; Fungi; Basidiomycota; Tremellomycetes; Tremellales; Cryptococcaceae. The coding region runs from base 31 to 813 and encodes 260 amino acids. The record is from RefSeq and is a predicted model, not a curated record. The transcript has 2 exons.